GUUCCAGUCAUCAUUAAUUACCAAUCGUCCUGGCCAUGCCCUCACCCCACGAGUCUGAAUCUUGUCACUUACUUCACCUGCCUAAUGAGCUUCUCAUUGAGAUCUUGGCUUUGGCCGUGAAUCACCAAGACUCUCAGCUCUGUGACUGGGAAGGGAGGAAUUGGUACAAUCUUACCCUUACCCGGGCUCCUGGUAGGACUCGGCACAGCAGUCCAAUUUUCCUCGACCAUUUGAUCGAGAUUGACCUCCCAGCACUGGAACACCUACAGUUAGAUCAAGUCAGAGCCUUCUGCUUAUCCUGCGUCGCCGGCCCCAAUUCUGUUCCGGAGACUAUGUCUAGGAAGAGACGCACCGCCCCAUUUGCUAAGUUAUCAUUGUACAAUUUUCGCGGUACCACAUCCAUUCUCACUGCUUUCCUCACCUGGCCCCGGGCUCUUGAGCACUUUGUCUGGGACCCCUCCCGGUAUACUGUCGACACCGGUCGCACUCCGCGGAUGGUCCAUCAAGCUCUAGAGCCUCAUCAUCUAACGCUGCAGUCCUUGAAACUUGAGAGUAAGAUUUUCGAGGAAAACAUCAUCGAUCUCACUCAUUAUGCGGAGCUACAAGAUCUGCGACUUUCAGCGUUUGACCCCCUUGAGGCCAUCGGCGACCACGCACUACGCCUAGCAGCCCCCAAGUUGCGCAACUUCACUUGGGAUCUUACCAGGACCAUUCUCUAUCCUGAAGCCUUCAAUAAACCGACACUGGACGGUCUACGAACGUUUGUAGACGUGCUGCUCUCGCAGGGGUGUCCGCUACAGCGCAUCGAUGUUGUAUUAUGGCCUCGUCCAGGGUUUUAUACGAAAACACGUAGCUUAUACAACACUAGGACUUUCGAGGCCAUGAAUAAAAGCUCGGGUUAAACUAUAUGGAGCUCGGCUGAUUAAAUCUCAGUUGCGCAGUCAGGCUCCCUUGAACAUUGAAUAACUGUCGAAUAUCGUCUAAGGUGGCUCGGAGAC
This is a messenger RNA of Mytilinidion resinicola, 998 nucleotides long. RefSeq lists its product as uncharacterized. The record is from RefSeq and is a predicted model, not a curated record. The transcript has a single exon. NCBI's taxonomy places the organism in Eukaryota, Fungi, Ascomycota, Dothideomycetes, Mytilinidiales, Mytilinidiaceae. Bases 36 to 902 code for a protein of 288 amino acids.